UUGAAUAGGCAAUAAAAUAUGCAUUUAGCAGAAUUUCGCCAUUGUUUUAGUAUCUUACUCAAGUACACGUGCCUGUAAACAUCCAAAGGGGUGUCAAGGUUGGCUAAUGCGUACUACUAGAUGGCAAAGUUGGAGCUAACGAUAAUCCGUAGUUGGCAAACUUGGUGAACAUUUGCUUCCACAUCUCGGAAAAAGUAUACAUUCGUUUGGGGCUGUCGUGUUUUGUUAAUGAAGCUUCCCACCAAAUAUGUUUCCUUGAUUGCCAUUUCUUUUUGUUCCUGUUACGUAGCAAGGUCGACAAACUGCUGUUACGUUGCACCUAGCAAAAUGUCCAUUACAUGCUAUCGGGAGUGGAAUUUCCUCAUCUACAAGUUAGCUAGCUGCGUGGUUAUGCAAACCAAUGAACAAUCCUUCAGUUCUAAUUAAUAUGAUUUAAAAUGUUGCGUCUCUUACAGCGCUCCUGGUUUACCACACCAUCCAACACAGAGCCAUGUUGACAGCGCAGAAGGCGUGUGCGUCCUUGGCCGCCCAGCGACUAUUGGGGGCUUCGCGUCCAGUCGCUCCCAUUCUGGACACUUACCAGCGCAGACGUUUCCGAACCGCUAUGGCACGGCGCGAUGAGAUGAAGCUGCACGAAAGCUGGGCUAACCUGGCCAAGAAGCAGCUGAAAGGGAAGAACCCAGAGGACCUGAUCUGGCGCACACCGGAGGGCAUCUCUAUCAAGCCUGUGUACACAAAAGUCGACUCGACGGAGAGUGCCGAUGAACUCCCAGGGGUGUUCCCAUUCACUCGGGGACCCUACCCCACCAUGUACACGUCUAGGCCCUGGACGAUUAGACAGUAUGCCGGCUUCAGCACAGUGGAAGAAAGUAACAUGUUUUACAGGGACAACAUCAAAGCUGGCCAGCAGGGUCUCUCUGUGGCAUUUGACCUCCCCACUCACCGCGGUUACGACUCAGACAACCCGCGUGUCCAUGGCGACGUGGGCAUGGCCGGUGUGGCCAUCGACACAGUGGAGGACAUGAAACUGCUCUUCGAUGGCAUUCCCCUAGAGAAGAUGUCUGUCUCCAUGACGAUGAACGGCGCGGUCAUCCCCGUACUGGCCAUGUUCAUUGUCACCGGCGAGGAGCAGGGAGUGGCCAAGGAGAAGCUGACCGGCACCAUUCAGAACGAUAUCCUCAAGGAGUUCAUGGUGCGCAACACCUACAUCUUCCCCCCUGCGCCCUCCAUGCACGCCAUCGCAGACAUAUUCGCCUACACCUCCCAGAACAUGCCCAAGUUCAACUCCAUCUCGAUCAGUGGGUACCACUUGCAAGAGGCUGGAGCAGAUGCCAUCCUGGAGCUGGCCUACACCAUUGCCAAUGGGUUGGAGUACUGCAGAACAGGGCUGACAGCUGGUCUGACCAUUGAUGAGUUUGCACCCAGGUUAUCCUUCUUCUGGGGCAUUGGCAUGAACUUCUACAUGGAGAUUGCCAAGCUGAGGGCUGCAAGGCGGCUGUGGGCCACGCUGAUCGAAGAGAAGUUCCAGCCCAAGAACGCCAAGUCAUUGCUGCUGCGGACCCACUGCCAGACCUCAGGAUGGUCCCUCACUGAACAGGACCCAUACAACAACGUGGUCCGCACGGUCAUCGAGGCCAUGGCGGCCGUGUUCGGCGGCACCCAGUCCCUCCACACCAACUCCUUUGAUGAGGCGCUGGGCCUUCCCACCGUCAAGAGUGCCCGCAUCGCCCGCAACACCCAGAUCAUCAUCCAGGAGGAGUCCGGCAUCCCCAAGGUAGCGGACCCAUGGGGCGGCUCUCACAUGAUGGAGGCCCUCACUGAUGAUGUCUACAACGCUGCACUGAAGUUCAUCAGCGAGAUUGAGGAGAUGGGAGGCAUGGCACGGGCAGUGGCAGAGGGCAUCCCCAAACUCCGCAUCGAGGAGUGUGCAGCUCGAAGACAGGCACGCAUUGACUCAGGGUCAGAGGUCAUUGUCGGUGUGAACAAAUACCGUCUGCAGAAAGAGGAGACGGUGGAGGUGUUGGCAAUCGAUAACACCAUUGUGCGCAAUAAGCAGAUUGAGAAACUUCAGAAGGUGAGAGAGACUCGUGACCCUGAGGCUGUGAAGAGAUGCUUGACGGCCAUCGAGGAAUGUGCUCGCACCAAGGAUGGCAACCUCUUGGGGCUGGCUGUGGAGGCCGCCCGGACAAGGUGUUCCGUGGGAGAGAUCACUGACGCCAUGAAGACUGUAUUCGGAGAACACAAGGCCAGCACACGCAUGGUGAGCGGAGCCUACCGCAGCGAGUUCGGGGAGCUGGAGGAAAUCUCCGUAACCCACAAACGGGUUGUGGACUUCAAAAGCCACGAGGGCAGAAACCCGCGUCUCCUGGUGGCCAAGAUGGGGCAGGACGGCCAUGACCGGGGGGCAAAGGUCAUCGCCACGGGAUUCGCUGAUCUGGGCUUUGAUGUUGACAUUGGACCACUCUUCCAGACGCCCUUGGAGGUGGCGCAGCAGGCAGUGGACGCUGAUGUGCACUGUGUCGGGGUCAGCACGCUGGCGGCUGGGCACAAGACCCUCGUCCCCGAGCUCAUCAAGGAGCUGAGGAACAUGGGCCGCCCGGACAUCCUGGUCAUCUGCGGCGGAGUCAUCCCACCCCAGGACUAUGAAUUCCUGUACGAGAGUGGGGUGUGCUGCAUCUUCGGGCCGGGAACCAGAAUCCCGCAGGCAGCUGUGGAGGUCGUCGACAGCAUCGAGAAAAGUCUGGAGAAGAACCGACAGGCCAUGUAAACAAGCGGGCUAUUUUUAAACGGGUGGAAUUUGCUGUGGCCUUUUAACACGAGUGUUUAGGGAAAAGUUUGAGUUUUUUGUAUGUAACAUCAGGGGAUGAAACAGUAAUACUGAGGCUGCUGUAAACUUUCUUCUUUCCACUGAUCCAAAUCCACACUCUGUAGUCAUCAUGAGGAUACACUGAAUAUGCUGUUUGUUCUAAACUCUCUCAUACAUGAAGACUCGGUGUUGCUCUUUGUAAUUCUUAAUAUUAUGCUUGAAAGUGCUUUUUGAUACAGUUGAGGAUUUUCUGUGUUUGAUGUCAAAAUUAGACAUGUCUUUAAGGCCAGUUCUCUUCAGCUCCACAACAAAACAUUUCUUGUACAGCAACUUGACAUAAGAUCAGAUGAUGAUCAUAAGAUCAUAAGAAGGUGCCCUCUGCCGUGGGUUUAGUGGGGCAGUCGCUGCGGAGAAAGAGAGUUGCUUUGGUCAGAUUAAAAAAAGAAUUGAGUCUGCGCUUUAUCAUUGUGUGGAGGCUAGGCAGAGACGACCAGUGCCCCGCGGAGUCGUUGUGUCCUGUGAUUCCUGGCUUAUGUCUGUGUGUGUGUCCACUCGUCUGGGGAAGGGAAUGGCGGGUGAAAGCCGUGAGUAAUAACGAGAGGCAAUUCUCUCUAUCCGUCUCCCUCGCUCUGUCACCCUCUCUUUCACCUUUCCUUUCUCUCUCUUUUCCUCUCCCCUCCGGCUCGUUGUCUGGCUGACUCACCAACUGCCUCACUUGUGUGCUUUGUGUUUGUCUGCCCCCCCUCCCUCCCAUCUCUGACCCCCCCCACACUUUCUUAAACUCUCUCACACUCUCUCUUGCUCGCUCUCUCUCUCUCUCUCUCUCUCUCUCUUCCUCCUCCUUGUCUGUGUGCCUCGCCCCCCUUUGUGGGAACCCCUGGAAAGAUAAUACAGUGAUGUCCCACACCACAGCUGAGUCUGAUGUCCUGUUUAUAAUACAGUGAUGUCCCACACCACAGCUGAGUCUGAUGUCCUGUUUGUACAAGACCUGGCCUCAGUCAGUCAUAUUCAUUGACUACUUUUCCCCCUUUCUUCUUCUUCUUCGUCUUCGUCUUCCUCCUCCAUCAUCUCCUCUUCAGAACCUCAUGACCCAAUGGCUUCCGCCACCUAUUAAAACAUCUGGGUCUGAUCUGUGUCAGGCCAGAACCACACCAGGUCUAGUCCGACCGCUUUCAGCAUCAACCUCCCUAAUGUGUUUUGUGUUUAACUAUUUAGAAUAGCACUAACUCCUCUCAUGUUGAUAGCUGUCAGGAGUGUCAGUGUUCCCAGUGCCUUUUUCCUAACCUGCCACUUCUCUCUCACUCUCCUGCCUGACACAUCGGAAGGGUCAUGUCGGGACAUAUCUUUAGUGGCUGACUAUUGAGGAAAAAGGAAUCUUUUGGGGAUUUAAGAUCAAUCAAAUAACAACUUAAGACUUCAAUAUUACUGACCACCUGUGCUGUACUGUCUUUGAAAAGCUCUUAGACCCACCCCCAUCGAUGUGACUUGUCUACAACAACCUUUAUGGUAUCGAUUUGCGAUAGAAUGGCAAAGCCAGGGUUGCUCAAGUCAGACAAAGCCGUAAGAUCAAGACACAUUGACAAGCUAAUGGAGAAACAAACAUUGGUAUUCUGACAAUGCACUGUUAAGAAUAAUAGCUUCUUUAAAGACCCUUAUUUUCUUAACUUAACUGCCCAAGUAGGUUGUCCAUCUCAAAGGAGAGAGGAGUGUUAGUAAGAUGGAGAGUGUCUGCUCUAUAUUUUGUGUAAAUUAGUGAAUCUUCAUGAGCAGUCUUGCUACUGGGCUCCAUUUUCCUCAUUCUUAGGCGAGACCUAAGGAGUCUGUUCUGACUACGUGUGACUAUGUGGAGGGCAAUCUUUUUAGAAGAAGGGAGAGAGGGUUUCAAAGGGUUUGGAGCCUGUGUGUGUCUCUCUCUGUGUUUGUGUGUGAUUUGGUCAGAUCAGUUAAUGAUUCAUUCACUUUGCAGGAGGGAAAUUAUUAAUCACCUCAACUUUCCACAUGAUUUGAUUGUUUAAGUUUUUUCCUUUGUAUUAAAAUGUAUUCAAUAUCACUGGUAGUGUGAGAUAUCAAGAAAACUCCAAUUUAGAGAUGGUGAGAGAAAACUUUUGAGUAGAUUGUAAAAAAAAAAAAAUCAAAGGUGUCUUGUUUUCAUGACUUAAAAUGCAUCUGAAUAAAUAUUUGAACACAAGGAAAAAA
Molecule: messenger RNA, 5002 nt
Organism: Clupea harengus (Atlantic herring)
Lineage: Eukaryota; Metazoa; Chordata; Actinopteri; Clupeiformes; Clupeidae
Gene: mmut
Product: methylmalonyl CoA mutase
Cellular component (GO): mitochondrion; cytoplasm
Molecular function (GO): cobalamin binding; methylmalonyl-CoA mutase activity; metal ion binding
Source: RefSeq, a predicted model, not a curated record